Molecule: messenger RNA, 1433 nt
Organism: Frankliniella occidentalis (western flower thrips)
Lineage: Eukaryota; Metazoa; Arthropoda; Insecta; Thysanoptera; Thripidae
Gene: HSPBAP1
Product: HSPB1-associated protein 1
Exons: 1
Coding region: 136-1401 (421 amino acids)
Molecular function (GO): 2-oxoglutarate-dependent dioxygenase activity
Source: RefSeq, a predicted model, not a curated record
GCGCAAUCAGCUGAUCGGUGUUGUCAAUGAGGCCGCGCGAGGCUAGGGCUGGCUAGGGCUAGGAGAGAAAACAAUUCGGAUUUCGGUGAUUACCUGACAAGUCGUACAGCAAGUUUUGAAAACACCACCUUGAACAUGAGUGAAGGGAAAAAGUUGUCGAAAGAAGUUGUGGUUUCUCUGUCGGAACCAGUCAUUUUCCAUGGCAUGAUUGAAAAUUGGUCUGUUUUAAAAUGGGAGUUAAAAGAUUGGAGUUCAGUAUUUGGGGAAAGAAAGUUGCCCUUUAGGUGUGGUGUUAAAUCUUGUUCUCCUGAUCCAUUAUGGGAAGGAAAAUGUUCCAAAGAAAUGAUGACUUUAGAGGAAUUUUGCAGUCUCAAACUUGAGCAUACUGAACCAACUGAAGAUGGAAUGAAGUGGUUCUAUUUUGAUUAUCAACAAAUCAGUGAUUGGACUAGUGCCGAGAUCAAUGAUUUAAUCUCAAUCAAAUGGGAUGCUUUUGGAUUUCCAGAAAAAGGAGCGGAGGAUUCAACUAUUUGGAUCGGAAGUGAGGGAGCCCAUACCCCAUGUCAUUUUGAUACUUACGGAUGUAAUCUUGUUGCUCAAGUGAUUGGUACAAAAAGAUGGAUUUUGUUUCCUCAUGAGGAUAUGAAAGAUAUGAGGCCAACUCGUGUUCCUUAUGAAGAGUCCAGUGUGUACAGUUUGUGGAAUUUUAACUGCCCUCUGCCUUCUGAAUUUUACUCCAGACGCAACUGCAAAGCAUACAUAGUUGAUCUAAAGCCAGGGGAUGUAUUAUUUGUUCCUCGGCAUUGGUGGCAUUAUGUAGAGAGUUUAGAUUUUUCAAUCAGUAUUAACACAUGGCUGCCCACAAACCCAGAAGAUGAUGUUAGUCGUUUGGAUGAAGCUUUUGUUCAGUUAUUAAUUUCUCAAGUGUCAAAAAAUUUGUCAACUGACGAAAAAAGCAAAAUUUUAAAUCCCAAUGAAAACGAUGUAGUUUUAUUUGAUCUUCAGCACUCUGCAAGUAUUAUCUCUCACUGUGCAAAUAAUGUAAAACAAUUUAGACGAAAGUGCUCAGAACUUAAAGAACCUCCCGCAAAACAGCUAAAGAUGGAAUCAUCAGACCAAAUUGAACUUUCCUCAUUAUUGGAAAUGGGGAAUGCAAAAUUGGUGUCAUCCUGUAACUCUGAACAACUAAGAAGUCUCAUGGAUACAACAUGCAGUUGUGCAUCAAAGGAGAGACAUGCAAUGGCAAUGACACAAAGACAAGCUUCUGACUUCAACUCUCAUGUUAAGAAUUUAAUUAAUGCUUUCUGUCAUCCUGAUAUUGUUGCCCAGGUGAGAGAAAAGUUCAAUGAUGUUUUUGUAUUGGAUGAUCAUCAGACAACUGAUUCUGAAACUUUUGUGUAAAGAUUGAAAUAAAAGUAAACAAAAAAACAUUA